Sparassis crispa is the source of this 291-nucleotide messenger RNA. RefSeq lists its product as hypothetical. NCBI's taxonomy places the organism in Eukaryota, Fungi, Basidiomycota, Agaricomycetes, Polyporales, Sparassidaceae. The transcript has a single exon. The coding region runs from base 1 to 291 and encodes 96 amino acids. The record is from RefSeq and is a predicted model, not a curated record.
AUGUCCGUGCUUCCUAUUCCUCCUCAGCCCUCCAAGUUAGCCUGUACCAGCCUCCUGGACGAGCUUUCCCCCGGCAGCGUCUCAUGCCAACACCUUGCAAUGGACGCUACUGAGCCACAGAGCUCGAUGCUCCUUGAGUGCUUUAUGCGUACAUUUCUUCGUACGUUCUUCUUCGAGGACUUCCCUUUGCAGACUCGGGCACUGGCCUCGCUCCAUGACACACACGAUGGUGCUAUGCUGCAGGAGUGGGUGCUCCUGUUCCUUGAGACGAUGGUCAUGGGCCACGCAUAG